CAGUUAUGAUAUUGUGCCAUAACAUAAUUUACAGUAUAUUAUUGUGUGGUGUAGUUUGUGAUGCUGGUACUAUUAGAACCAAAUAAAAUACAAUGCAGAGUUCAUAAUCAAUUCAUUGUAUUUUAGACAACUAAACAGUGUAGUCAUUAAAAAAUAAAGUUAGAGUAAGUCACACCCUGCAGAAAAACCUGUUUCUCAGGUAUGUCAUCAGGAAGAUGUAUAAACCCUUUUCCUUAAAAGAAGGAACUCAACUGUCGAGCUCCAGUGUAUAUCAUCUCUCUGUCUGUGUGUUAAUACAGUGAAAUGGCAGAAGCCAGUAUCUCAUGGGCUGAAGAUCACUUCAGCUGUCCAGUGUGUCUGGAUCUGCUGAAGGAUCCAGUGACGAUUCCCUGUGGACACAGUUACUGUAUGAGAUGCAUCUCAGACUGCUGGAACCAGGAGGAUUUGAAGGGAAUCUACAGAUGUCCAUUAUGCAAACAGACCUUCGCACCAAGACCUGUUUUAGGUAAGAAUGUGGUGUUUGCUGAGAUGGUGGAGAAACUCAAGACGAUGAGACUCCAGUCUGCUCCUGUUCCUGCUACUCCUGCUGCUCCUGCGGUUCAUCACACUGGAUCUGGAUAUGUUCGGUGUGACUCCUGCUCUGGAAUUAAACAGAAAGCAGUGAAAUCAUGUCUGGAGCUGAGAAACAGAGACAUUUUGAGGAAACCCAGAGAAACAUCCAGAAAACAAUCCAGCAGAGAAAGAUAGAUCUAAAGCGGAUGAGAGAGGUUGUGGAGUCUCAUAAGCGCUCUGCACAGACAGCAGUGGAGGACAGUGAGAGGAUCUUCACUGAGCUCAUUCGCUCCAUUGAGAAACGUCGCUCUGAGGUCAAGCAGCUGAUCAGAGAUCAGGAAAGAGCUGCAGUGAAACAAGCUGAACAAAGACUGGCGCGACUGGAGCUGGAGCUUGAUGAUCUGAGAUGGAAAGAGACUGAACUGAAACAGCUUUCAAACACAGAUGAUCAUAUUAAUUUUCUCCAGACUUGCCCGUCUGUCUCUCUCUCUGGAUCUACAGACAGCUUCACUGUCAGUUCUCGUCCCAAUUUUGAUGAGGUAGUGAAGUCUGUCUCUCAGCUCAGAGAUAAACUGCAGCAGUUCUGCACAGAUGAAAUAGAAAGGUUAUCUAAAACAGUGAAAACCGUCCAAGUCACUGUCCCGAGUCAUCAGUUUACGACUAGGAAGGAGUUCCUACAAUAUUCCCGUCUGUUGACUCUGGAUCUGAACUCGGUGAAUUAUUUUCUCCGUCUGUUUGAAGACAACACAGUGAUCACUUACUCUGACAAACGUCUGCCGUAUCCUGAUCAUCCAGACAGAUUUGACUCUUGGACCAUGGCACUGUGUAGAGAGAGUGUGACUGGACGCUGUUACUGGGAGGUGGAGUGGGCUGGUGAUGGGGGAUCAGGAGUAGAUAUAGGAGUGACGUAUAAGAGCAUCAGCAGGAAGGGAGACGGUCCUGAGAGUGCAGUUGGACGUAACAAUCAGUCCUGGUGUUUGUUCUGCUCUCCUGACUAUUGCUCAUUCUGGCACAAUAACAUUGAGACCGUCCUUCCUGUAGUCAACGUCUCCAGUACAGUAGGAGUGUAUGUGGAUCACAGCGCAGGGAUUGUGUCCUUCUACAGCGUCUCUGACACAAUGAGCCUCAUCCACAGAGUCCAGACCACAUUCACUCAGCCGCUGUGUGCCGUGUUUGGAUUUGAUCGACAGACAGCGGUGAAACUGUCUAGACGAUUAAACAAUCCAGAUGUUUUAAAUAUUCUUAAUCCAGAGAUUCUUCAGGCUUUGUUACUUCGCAGAAUGAUGAUGUUAUGAGGCGUAUUUUCUAAUCGGAAAUACCACUACUGAACAAGCUUGGCAUUUUCAAAGGGUUUUCAAACUUAUGUACUGUAUAACAAAAGCGUUGUAUUUUCCUGCGUGUUCAUAAUACACAAGUCUGUGAUUUCUCUUUUGCUCACUCUGUUUGUUUAAAAAAAUGGUUUAGUUUCUUCAUAAGUGGAACAUUGUGUGCAUAGUUUUUUCUGACCACAGUUAAAGACAUCCUUAUCAUCUCAUCCAACAGGAUUUGUCAUUUUCUGAAAGCUCAAUGUCUCUGAUACUUCUAAAUCAUCAGUAUGAACUUAUAUUUCAGAUUUUUCAGGCCGUUUUUAGUGCACUAUUAUUUCUCAUAUACUGUAGAAAAAAUAAUUUGGCAUAAUGGUUUCUUCUGAUAUUAUUUAUUGUAAUGCUGUCAAACAAUUAAAGGGAUAG
Onychostoma macrolepis is the source of this 2282-nucleotide messenger RNA. RefSeq names its product tripartite motif-containing protein 16-like protein. The coding region runs from base 669 to 1847 and encodes 392 amino acids. NCBI's taxonomy places the organism in Eukaryota, Metazoa, Chordata, Actinopteri, Cypriniformes, Cyprinidae. The record is from RefSeq and is a predicted model, not a curated record. The transcript has 6 exons. Gene Ontology annotation, molecular function: protein binding.